Thermothielavioides terrestris NRRL 8126 is the source of this 2351-nucleotide messenger RNA. RefSeq lists its product as uncharacterized. The record is from RefSeq and is a predicted model, not a curated record. The transcript is spliced from 3 exons. The annotation marks the transcript as partial. NCBI's taxonomy places the organism in Eukaryota, Fungi, Ascomycota, Sordariomycetes, Sordariales, Chaetomiaceae.
CCCCCCCCCCCCAAGAAGGAAGUUGGCACCACGAAACGCCGCCGAGCAUGGCAGCAAUAGGGAGGGAGUCGCGCUUGAUGCCGACUGUGAAAUGCUCGACUUGUGGUGCGCAGGUGCAGAUCGCCCUGAUGGGCGAGCACGUUUGCACUACAUCCGCAUCACCAGCUGCAGAAGCCUCGCCGCCUUUGCCGGCUGCUUCACUCUUCGGGAGGUUGAUGCCAACUUUUAGCAACCCGCUGACACAGAAGCAACAACCGCGAGCGCCUCCCCAGGUGGACACCUCCGCAGCCAAUCGUGCGUACAUGGGUCAAACCCAACUGACGCCCGUCAGCCUCUCGAGCGGGUCCCAGAGCGCAGUAUCACCCCAGACGCCAAGCGCCCUACGGCCUGGUCUCGGCAAAGCGGACGAAUACUUCGGCCCCAAGAUUGCCAGCAAUUCUCCACCUCCGCCGCAGUCAACAAGACCGGGAGGAUAUGGGGGACUGGACGGGAGCAGCGGAGACGAUGACUCGGCCCUUCCCGCCAACGCUCCAAAGAAGCAAGCACCCAACUUGAUGGAAAGGUUGAACUCAAUUCCUGCUGGUCCCUUUGGCACAGGUCGCCGGCCUUCCGCUGCCGGGCCGGAGCGUCCUGGCACUUCGGCAGGCAGUCCCAGCAGUAAGCUGGGCAGCGGAACGGGACCGAACGGCCCGAGGCAGAACGGAGACGGCGGUCUCGGUCCGUCACCGAGGCCGCUGGGCGGGGCUGACGAGCAGCCUUUGUCACCGAACCGGUCCGAUACGUUCCCCCGACCCAGCGAUCGUUUCGCCCCACCGACCCGCUCGCCUUCUGCUCCCCCAUCGGCCGACAACAUGCGCCCCGACCGGUUGCGAUCCCCGUUGGACGCACCCGGGGACCGAGACGGUCGGGCGCCGAUGACGAGCGAGAACACCCGGAGACCCGGUGGAGGCCCGGGCACCUCUGGGCCGCCGCCGCCUCGGACUGGCGUGGGAAGGCCGAAGACCCCCGUCGUCCCAACGAUCAAUCUUGCCGAGGAGUUCGGGGUUGGGAAUCCAUACCAUACGCCUUCUGGGUCGACUUCAUCCGACAACUCGGAGAACAGCAGCCGACAGGAACGUCGGCCAAGCCAGGCGAGCCAGGCGAGCCAGGCAAGCUCGCGGACAAGCCCACCCAGAUCCUUGUCGUCGAGAUCGGGGAGAAAGCCUUCGGACACGACAAGCUUUGACAAUUUGAUGUCUGAUCUCCAGUCCUCCAUGGACGAAAUGAAGCCAAAGCCGCGGCCGGUACCGCCGCUGAAGCUCCCACCACGGGGUCCUUUCGCGAACGAUCGUCCUUCACCGCUGAGCGCCCGGCCUCCGCGUUCGGGCGAACGAGGCUAUGAUCCGCGCAUCGACCCAGCCGUCCAGAACCCACGCUACGCUCGGGGACGAGCUGCUCCGCCAUCCCCAUCGGUAAACCGCCCGCCCCAGGAGGGCCUCACAGUCCAGACGCCGAGCGACGUCCUUUCACCUAGCACAGCAGGACUCUCGUCUCCGCGGUGGACCAGCUCGCCCGAGCGGAUCCCGGACGCGCAACAACGUUCUCCACCGCAGGAGCAGAGACAACCGCGGGAGAGGUCCCGAUCUCGGCCCCGCGACGCUACGUCGCAGCCUUCGCGCGGAAACUGUAAGGCAUGUGGCCUGCCCAUCAAGGGCAAGUCCAUUUCCAGCGCCGACGGACGCCUCACCGGCCGUUACCACAAGCCCUGCUUCGUCUGCCAUACCUGCCAAGAGCCGUUUUCGUCGGCGACUUUUUACGUCUUGGACGACAAGCCGUACUGCGAGCUGCACUACCACAAGCUGAACGGCAGUCUCUGCGGCAGCUGCGGCAGGGGCAUCGAGGGGCAGUACUUGGAGGACGAAUCGGCGGUGAAGCAUCACGUGGGCUGCUUCAAGUGCGGUGAGUGCGGAAUGGCGCUGCGGGACGGGUACUUUGAGGUCAACGGAAAGGCGUACUGCGAGAAAGACGCUUGGCGGCUGGUGCAGCAACCUUGGAUGGCCGGCGGCGGUGGCGGCAGCAGUCUUCGUCCGCCACAUCCGGGCCUGCCUGGCGGACCGCGGGGUGCACCUGGUGGCGGGUAUCACCCGAGUCGGCUUGGGCCACCGGGGCCUCGUCCGCGCAUGGAGAAACGGAUGACGAGGUUGGGGAUGAUGUGAGGUGGUCGGUGGUGCCGACGAACACAACGAUCGAUCGACCUACCUACCUGUGCGACGAUUGCAGCCGCGUUGAAGCGACAGGCACGGCCGCGCAAACAAAAAAAGGCUUUGGACGACGUUGCCGCGUCUCUGCGAAACUGGACGGGCUUGAUGCUC